AUGGACCUGACGCUGCUGCUCCGGAAGCUGGCGCUCGUCUCGUCCGUGUGCGUGCUUCUGGCCGGUUGCGCGCGCGCCUGCGGUCCGGGCCGGGGCUACGGCAAGCGCAGGUACCCGAAGAGGCUGACUCCGCUCGCCUACAAGCAGUUCAUCCCCAACGUGGCGGAGAAGACGCUGGGCGCGAGCGGAAAGUACGAGGGCAAAAUUACGCGCAACUCGGAGCGCUUCAAGGAGCUCACACCCAACUACAACCCCGACAUCAUCUUCAAGGACGAGGAGAACACCAACGCAGACCGACUCAUGACCCAGCGAUGUAAAGACAAACUGAACUCGCUGGCCAUCUCGGUGAUGAACCAGUGGCCCGGGGUGAAGCUGCGCGUGACCGAGGCAUGGGACGAAGACGGCAACCAUUUCGAAGAGUCUUUACACUACGAGGGCCGAGCGGUGGACAUCACGACCUCAGACAGAGACAAGAGCAAGUACGGGAUGCUGUCGAGACUCGCCGUGGAGGCCGGAUUCGACUGGGUUUAUUACGAAUCCAAAGCACACAUACACUGCUCCGUCAAAGCAGAAAAUUCCGUCGCUGCUAAAUCCGGCGGCUGCUUUCCUGGAUCCGCGCUGGUUUACCUCUCGGACGGAAGCACGAAGCAGGUGGAGGAUCUGAAGGAAGGGGAUAAAGUUCUCGCAGCAGAUGAGCUGGGAAACGUCGUGUACAGCGACUUCAUCGCCUUCCUGGACCGAGACGUGAACACGCACCGGACGUUCGUCGUACUUGAGACGUCGGAGCCUAACGUGACGCCGAGGCUCACGGCGGCGCACCUGGUCUUCGUCCGGGAUGACUCGGCUGCCUCGGGGAUGGCGGCGAAGUUUGCGAGCAGUGUGAAACCAGGACAGGAGGUGUUUGUGUGGGAAGGGCGGGGACGCCUGAGGAGUGCACGUGUAGAGCGUGUUUAUUCGGUGGAGGACAGGGGCUCGUACGCACCGCUCACUGCACACGGGACCAUCGUGGUGGACGGCAUGCUAGCUUCAUGCUACGCCGCCGUAGAGGAGCACCGCUGGGCACACUGGGCUUUUGCUCCGCUCCGCCUGAGUCACACGCUCACGGCGACCUCGUGGUGGCGCUGGAUCGUACCGGAUUCAAACCUUACUUCGCAGCAGGACGGGAUUCACUGGUAUCCCAAGAUGCUGCUGCACGUCGGAACAUGGUUGCUGGACCGAGACUCUUUCCACCCGCUCGGGAUUUCAAGCUCGAGCUGAGACUCGUACGACUUACAGGAACGUUUUAGUCCAAUAUGCAAACGCUCCUAACUAUGAAUGAAACCUAAUAGACACAAGUUAGCAUGGUGUGCUUGGGAUAAAUCGGCGGCUGUUUCACUUUUAAGGCCCGGUCGUGCUAGCUUGUCAAAUCCUGUCACAGAUUUUUGUUAAUAAAGUUCUCUGGCUUUCAAAUUUGCAGAAGCAGAACAGGCUGCGUUUAUGUCUGAAGGGGCGGUCCUUCAUAUUUUCAGCGCGAACAGAUAGGAUGUGUUAAUUUUAAUCAGUCAUCAUAUUUUAUAUAAAUUUCCCCCGAUUUCAGUUUUUCAUUUUUUUAUUCGUAACGAAUCAGGCGACUUGCUAGCAGCCAGCUACAGCAGAUGGACAAACAGCACAGAUUCCCAACAAACUAUCAACGUACAACGUUUUGUGUUUUUACGUACGACGAAAUUAGCCGAACCGGAUUCACCGGACUGAAGUUAGCAAAACCUAAAUUCUCGUUCUUGAAUUUUUAAAUGCUGAGUCACGGCUAAACUGCUCCAAAAUGGAGACCUUCUCCAUGCCAUGCCUGUUCCUCAAACUUCUAGUGUGACUGUGGCUUUAUUCAGUGUUAGCAUUAGCGUUAGCAUUAGCGUUAUGGACUGAAAUGUUCUACUCCGUGGCAUUAACUAAAAGAAAUGGUUUUGGAGGGAAAAUAAAUCACAAUUUUUCACAUUUACCUCACAUGUAGUCAAUUACAAGAUAAUGUUACACAUGCUAACAAGGCUAAUGGACGCUUAUGAACACCAGUUAGAAUCAAUCAAACUGCAGACUCAAUCACCACCACGCAUUUAUCUCAAACUGUGGGGGGUUUUUUGUGUGUUUUUUUUUUUUUUUACAUGAAUCACCGGUGUGUAUUAGUGUUUAUUUAAUCGGUACGCAUAAACGUCCAUUACUUGUUAGCGAAAUUAGCCUAACAGACCGAAGCAAAAUUAAGGACACGUGAGGAAACGCGUCCAAAUAAUUAGUGUUGAUUGAAUUUUUCUCUUUGGAUCACUUCUUUAGUGACUCGAGAAUCCCGAAAACGUGUUUCGUUAAAUAAUUUAUUUGUUUUUGGAUCAUUCGGAAGCGUAACGAUGACGCGAGAUUGAGGAGGCGUUAAAUCGCUCCGAACGCUGACUGACUGCUCUAUUUUACCGGAUAGUAAAAAGACACGACGCUCAUAAAUUAUAUUUUUCUACACAGAUUUGUAUAUUAGAUUUUUGUGACGGAUCUAAACUAUUUACAGAAUCACAUUUCGUUAUUUGAAAUAGUGAGAGAUAUAUAUAUAUAUAUAUAUAUAAAAAAAGUGUUCGCUGUAUUUAAAGAUAAAGUGUGUAAUUCUUUUAUUUUUAAUUGCAUAUUUACACCAGUAACUGAUUUUCUUUUUUCAUUUCAUGUGUACAAAGAUGUAAAAAUAAACUAUGCUAAUGAGGACGCGGUGUCUGAUGUUUCGGAAUGAAUUAAAUGGAUCUAGUUUUUAGGUUAGUAACUGAGGAGCGCAGUAAAAAAAACAAAAACGAAAAAACCCCUAAAUGACCAGAUGAUGCACUGAAUUUAUUAAAUAUAUGCAGCGCAGAUAUAUAUAUAUAUAUUUUGCACUUACCUGUUCCACCAUGCACCACUACACAAAAGGGGCGGGGCUUGUACCACAUAAAAUAGCUCCUGGGCAAAGUGUUUCGGCUGUGCUCCUCUUCUUCUUCUCCAGCAAACUGCUGACGAGCUGCUAAACAAACUCAACACAAUAUGAACUACCGCGUGACAUGGUCCGGU
Molecule: messenger RNA, 3045 nt
Organism: Ictalurus furcatus (blue catfish)
Lineage: Eukaryota; Metazoa; Chordata; Actinopteri; Siluriformes; Ictaluridae
Gene: shhb
Product: sonic hedgehog signaling molecule b
Exons: 3
Coding region: 1-1257 (418 amino acids)
Biological process (GO): smoothened signaling pathway; regulation of gene expression; protein autoprocessing
Molecular function (GO): calcium ion binding; patched binding
Source: RefSeq, a predicted model, not a curated record